Brienomyrus brachyistius is the source of this 1017-nucleotide messenger RNA. RefSeq lists its product as uncharacterized. Lineage: Eukaryota; Metazoa; Chordata; Actinopteri; Osteoglossiformes; Mormyridae. The record is from RefSeq and is a predicted model, not a curated record. The transcript is spliced from 2 exons. The coding region runs from base 1 to 1017 and encodes 338 amino acids.
AUGGAUGACCCAGCGGCGCCAGAAGGACCUGAGGCCGAGCAGCUCAUCGCUCGGCUCAAAGGAGGCUUCAAGAUAUUCGCUCCUGCCUCCGGUCGAGCAGCCCUCGAGAGCCUAACCGAGGACCUGCAGAAGCUACUCCAGCUCCGGAAGGCUUCGGACCCCGCUCCGGAGCCACCGCCUCUGCCGGCGGACCCCGCUCCCGAGCAACCGUCGCUACCGGCGGACCCCGCUCCCGAGCAACCGCUGCCUGCGCGGCCUGUGAAGCCGCCUUCGCUGCCGCCUCUGCAGCUCAAGCAGCCGCUGCCACUGCUGCCUGCGCUACCAGCGCAGCCACCUCCUCUGCAACCUGCGCAGCCGGAGCAGCCAUCUACGCUGUCCGACGAAUCUGCGCAGCUUCCUCUGCCUGCGGCUGUUGAGCACGUGCCGUCGCCACUGUCUGCGGUCCCCACGCACGUGCAGCCGACACUGCAAGUGACUCCUGCGCCCGUGCAGCUGCUUCUGCCUGCGGCUCCGGCACCAGUCCGGUCGCCAGUGUCAUCGGCUCCGGCGCCGAUGCGGCCGCUACUGCCUGCGGCCCCAGCGCCACUACAGCCGCCACCGCCGACGACUCCAGCACCCGAGCAGCCGCCUCUGCCUGCGGUUCCUGCAGAUGAGUCGUCGCCACUGCCUGCAGUUCCCGCGCCCACGCCCGAGGCGCACUCCCUGCCUGCAGUUCCCGCGCCCACGCCCGAGGCGCACUCCCUUCCUGCAGUUCCCGCGCCCACGCCCGAGGCGCACUCCCUGCCUGCAGUUCCCGCGCCCACGCCCGAGGCGCACUCCCUUCCUGCAGUUCCCGCGCCCACGCCCGAGGCGCACUCCCUGCCUGCAGUUCCCGCGCCCACGCCCGAGGCGCACUCCCUUCCUGCAGUUCCCGCGCCCACACCUGAGGCGCGCCCUAGUCCUGACGUUUCUGUGCCCAAUGAGACUCUGAGUCCUGGUUCUGUCCCUGUUCCUGUUUCCCUGGUGACUCCUGGUUGA